CACAAGACAGGUGGCAAGACACAGCAAAGAUGAUGUACUGCCCGCCCAACAUUACUUUCGACCAUAUAUGGGUUAACCAUGGCAUAUCUCACUGCUUCCUGGAUACUGUCACUUCUGCAGUCUAUGCCUUAUUCAUCACCAUCUUUGGGGGAGGCCAAUGGCUCAUGUACCGCAAGUAUGCCACCAUGACAGAUCAGUACCUGCGGCCAAAGUCUGUGCUCUUUGGGAUCCAAGUCGCAUUAACAAUUCUCAUGGUUUUCAUAGCUACGGCAAGGCUUAUUCUACAAGCCACAAUUAUUGGUGACCGCACACUCUACGGGUAUAUGAUUGUAUACCACGUGUGCAACUUGGUGUGCUGGCCAUUAUCACUAAGAAUAAUAUUCCUGGAGCGCAACUAUCUCCUACCCACUGUGCCCACAAGAGGACAUGGAGUUGUGCUUCUCAUUUUCUGGACUCUUGUUUUCGUCAGUGAGAAUCUCGCUUUCCUCAAUUUACGCAAUGAAGAUUGGUGGUUUGACCUGACCACGAUAACAGACAAGUUGGAAUUUGUCCUCUUCAUUCUCCGAUAUGUGGGUGGCUGCCUGCUCUUCAUUUUGGGUCUGAAAGCACCAGGAAUCUCUACCCUUCGCGACUAUGUUAACUUUGGAGGAACAAUUAAUAACCAAGAGGAGCAGGAUCAAGGACAGGCACAGAACAGGAACAAUAGUGAAGGUUCAACAUGGCGAAAUACAUGGAAAAAGAUGCGCAUUCUCCUGCCCUUCAUGUGGCCCAAGAAGAGUCACCUCCUGCAGUUGUCCGUCUUCUUUUGCUUCGUGUUGCUACUGGCUGGGAGAGUGGCCAAUGUCUUUGUGCCCAUUUUAUACAAACUUAUUGUUGAUGCUCUUGGAGGCAGUGGUGGAAUCCCAUAUUUCUGCUGGGAAUAUGUCCUCAUCUAUGUCGCCCUAAAGUUUCUUCAGGGAGGUGGCACAGGAGGCAUGGGCUUGCUGAAUAACCUCCGCUCACUUCUAUGGAUAUCAGUCCAGCAGUAUACCAGCAGGGAGGUUCAAAUUCAACUGUUUUCACAUCUACACAAUCUGUCGCUAAGGUGGCAUCUGAGUCGUAAAACUGGGGAAGUUUUACGAGUUAUGGACCGCGGCACAAAUUCUAUCAACACCCUUCUGCAAUAUAUAAUAUUUAACAUUCUGCCUACAGUAAUUGACAUCAUUGUUGCUGUCAUAUACUUCACAGCAGCAUUCAAUUAUUGGUUUGGUAUUAUUGUGUUUGUCACCAUGGCAACUUAUUUAGUUAUCACAAUCAUUAUGACUGAAUGGCGGACCAAAUACAGACGUAACAUGAAUUUAGCAGAUAAUGAGCAAAGAGCUCGAGGUGUAGACUCUCUUCUCAACUUCGAAACUGUGAAAUAUUAUGGUGCUGAAGACUAUGAAGUAAACAGGUAUAAAGAAGCUGUACUGAAUUACCAGAUAGAGGAGUGGAAGAGUAAUGCAUCUCUAUGCUUCCUGAACACAAUUCAGAAUUUUGUAAUUAAUGGAGGUCUCUUAGCUGGAUCUAUGCUGUGUGCCUGGAUGGUGGCAAAAGACAAAGGCCUGACUGUUGGAGAUUAUGUUCUCUUUUCAUCAUACAUCAUGCAGCUGUAUACACCUCUUAACUGGUUCGGAACUUAUUAUCGUAUGAUUCAGCAAAAUUUUGUGGAUAUGGAGAACAUGUUUGACUUGCUAGAAGAAAAGCAAGAGGUUCUGGACAAGCCAGAUGCUGACAUCAUGGUAUUACCACAAGGCAAAAUUGAAUUCAACGAUGUAUCAUUCCAUUAUAGUCCCGACAGACCUAUCUUGAAAAGCAUCUCUUUCCUAGUGGAGCCUGGGAAAACAGUUGCUAUUGUUGGACCAACAGGCAGUGGUAAGAGUACAAUCAUUCGACUUUUGUUCCGCUUUUAUGAUGUCACAGGUGGAUUCAUAGCCAUUGAUGGUAAAAAUGUAAAAGACUAUACCCAAAAAUCAGUGCGGCAGUCAAUUGGAGUUGUCCCUCAAGACACUGUACUAUUCAAUGAGACUAUUUUCUAUAACAUCCAUUAUGGCAAAGUAACAGCAACUGACACUGAGGUGAAAGAAGCAGCCAAAAAUGCUGACAUACAUGACAAGAUUCUCACUUUUCCUGAUAAGUUUGAUACAAAGGUUGGAGAGAGAGGUCUCAAGCUUAGCGGAGGUGAAAAGCAGCGUGUGGCUAUAGCAAGGACCUUGUUAAAGAACCCAGCUUUCAUUUUGCUAGAUGAAGCUACCAGUGCACUUGAUACACAAACAGAAAGGAAUAUCCAGGCUGCAAUACAAAAAGUUUGUACUGACCGAACAGUGAUUAUUGUUGCCCAUCGCCUGUCCACCAUAAUUCAUGCUGACACAAUUCUAGUUCUGCAAGAAGGGGAAAUUAUAGAAAGAGGAAGCCAUGAAGAUCUGAUAAGUAGAAGUGGAGUGUAUAGCAACAUGUGGCAGCAGCAGUUAGAAGCCAACAACAACACUGAUGGUAAUGGAAACACCAGCGUAGAGGCAGAAGGUGAGGAGGAGGCUCAGCCACAGAGUCCAGAAAAGAGUGACCAGCAGAAAACGAAGUUAUAACAACACUGAUGUCGUAAUAGCUAUAUUUCUGUGAUUUGCCAGUAGUCAGGAAUUAUUUGUUAUUGAUGUAUAUUUAUUUCGUAAAGUAAGUUAUUAAGUAGGAUAAAUUUCUUCAAACAGCAGUUUAGUUCCUUGAUAUGUAUAGUUUAGUUAUAGAUACAGUGGUAAUGAUGAAAGAUUAUACAUGUCAUUUUUAAUUAUUCUUCAAAAUGAAACUAGCAAAGAGGCUACUUAUAACAUGGCAUUAUCCUUGUACAGUAGUAAAAUAUAAUUCAAAUGGUUUUAUGAUACAUACAGUAUAGGCUAUGCAUUCACAAUAUAGCCAUAGAUAAUCAUGAAACAGUUAGUACUGAAUGUUUCAGAUAUUUCAAAAUUGUAUGUUGGUGAGCUUUUAGAUUGAUUUUAUGAACAUUUCAAGAUUAUUGAAUUCUUAUGUAUAUAAAAUUGUCUAAGAGAUAAAAAUAAAAAUCCUCUAUUUUA
Molecule: messenger RNA, 3083 nt
Organism: Penaeus vannamei (Pacific white shrimp)
Lineage: Eukaryota; Metazoa; Arthropoda; Malacostraca; Decapoda; Penaeidae
Gene: Hmt-1
Product: ABC transporter ATP-binding protein/permease Hmt-1
Biological process (GO): heme transport; transmembrane transport
Cellular component (GO): vacuolar membrane
Molecular function (GO): ATP hydrolysis activity; ABC-type heme transporter activity; ATP binding
Source: RefSeq, a predicted model, not a curated record